Cebus imitator (Panamanian white-faced capuchin) is the source of this 1011-nucleotide messenger RNA. RefSeq names its product olfactory receptor 1P1-like. Gene Ontology annotation, biological process: G protein-coupled receptor signaling pathway. Gene Ontology annotation, cellular component: membrane. Gene Ontology annotation, molecular function: olfactory receptor activity; G protein-coupled receptor activity. Lineage: Eukaryota; Metazoa; Chordata; Mammalia; Primates; Cebidae. The record is from RefSeq and is a predicted model, not a curated record.
AUGAAGAGGAGGGGAGAAAAUGGCACAGGAACAAAAGAAAGGGAAGGAGGAGAGAAGUGGUAUGACAGAGAGACUGACUGGAGAGAAAGAAGGAUGGAUGAAUGUGUGGCUUCCCGGGGCUCCAAUCGCCAGCCAAAAGGACACACGGAACAGUGUAUUUUGUCUGGAGAACCACCUGCCGAGCUGCUGACAAAGCAGCCGUUUGGGGCAAAGCACCCCGCCGACCAAAAGAACCGAGCCGGCCUCGCUGGCGACCUCUUGUCGUUUACAGAUGUCCUUUUCACCUCUACCACCACGUCCAAGACCCUGGUGAACAUCCAGACCCAGAGCAGGUCUGUUUCCUAUGCAGGGUACUUGGUCCAGCUCUACUUCUUCUUGACUUUUGGGGACAUGGACAUCUUUCUCCUGGCUACAAUAGCCUAUGACUGCUAUGUGGCCAUUUGCCACCCACUCCACUAUCUGAUGAUCAUGAGCCUCCACCACUGUGUCCUACUGGUGACUGCCUGCUGGACCCUCGUGAGUCUUGUUGUCAUGACUCACACCUUCCUCAUAUUCCAGCUUUUCUUCUGCUCUGAGAAGAUAAUUCCUGACUUCUGUGAUUUGGGACCGCUGAUGAAGGUGUCCUGCUCUGAUACCCAGAUCAAUGAGCUUGUGCUCCUCUUCCUAGGGGUAGCAGUCAUUUUAAUCCCUUUUUUGCUCAUCCUGGUCUCUUACAGCUGCAUUGUUUUAGCCAUCCCCAGGAUCCCCUCUGCCCAGGGAAGGCACAAGACCUUCUCUACCUGUGGCCCUCAUCUCGCUGUUGUUGCUCUGUUUCUCGGGAUGGUAAUCAGGGCUUAUCUGUGCCCUUCAUCCUCUUCCUUUAACUCAGUAGAGGAGGAUACAGUGGCUACUGUCAUGUACACUGUGGUGACUUCCCUGCUGAACCCCUUUAUUUACAGCCUGCAGAACAAGGACUUGAAGGUUGCAGUGGUUAGACUUCUCAAAGGCAGAGUCUUCUUUUCUUGGGGGAAA